AUGCAACUUCCUUGGGCGCAGCGAGCGCGGCCCUUCCCCCUUCCCUGCAUCCCUGGGCCCGCUCCUUUGGCCACCCCGCCGCCCGCGUCUGGAACACCCACUCGAGACCAUCCAAAGUGUACACGCACAGAGAGGGUUUUUAGUCUUUUCAAUUAAGGGAAAAUGAGACCUUCAGAAGAGGUCUUGAAAGUGGACAGCAUUCUUCAACGCCGCCAGGGAUUUCUUUCUUCAAGACCACAAGUUAAAAAGAAAACAUGACUGAAUCUGCUUCUAGCGCAAGUGGUCAAGAGUUUGAUGUAUUUAGUGUUAUGGACUGGAAAGAUGGAGUGGGCACAUUACCAGGAAGUGAUUUAAAGUUUCGAGUAAAUGAGUUUGGAGCCCUGGAGGUGAUCACUGAUGAGACUGAGAUGGAAAAUGUGAAAAAGGCAACUGCCACCACCACUUGGAUGGUGCCAACUGCUCAAGAAGCCCCGACCUCUCCCCCGAGCUCCAGGCCCGUAUUUCCACCUGCCUACUGGACAUCUCCACCUGGAUGUCCCACAGUCUUUUCGGAGAAGACUGGGAUGCCUUUCAGGUUGAAGGAUCCCAUGAAAGUGGAUGGGCUUCAAUUCUGUGAGAACUGUUGUCAGUAUGGCAAUGUAGAUGAGUGUCUUUCUGGAGGAAACUAUUGCAGCCAGAAUUGUGCUCGACAUAUCAAAGACAAAGAACAGAAAGAAGAAAGGGACAUUGGAGAAGACAAUGAAGAAGAAGAUCCCAAGUGUAGUCGGAAGAAAAAACCAAAAUUGUCGCUGAAAGCUGAUCCAAAGGAGGAUGGAGAAGAGAGAGACGACGAACUGGAGAACAAACAAGACGGACGGAUCCUGAGAGGUUCACAAAGAGCCCGAAGGAAACGACGAGGUGACCCGGCUCUCUUAAAGCAGGGUUUGCCUCCUAAGGGAAAGAAAGCCUGGUGCUGGGCAUCCUACUUAGAGGAGGAGAAAGCUGUGGCCGUGCCUACAAAGCUGUUCAAGGAGCAUCAGUCUUUUCCAUAUAACAAGAAUGGGUUCAAAGUCGGCAUGAAACUAGAAGGCGUGGACCCCGAGCAUCAGUCCGUGUACUGUGUCCUCACUGUGGCUGAGGUCUGUGGAUACCGGGUAAAGCUCCACUUUGAUGGGUAUUCUGAUUGCUAUGACUUCUGGGUAAAUGCAGACGCCCUCGAUAUUCACCCAGUUGGGUGGUGUGAGAAAACUGGCCAUAAACUUCAUCCACCAAAAGGAUACAAAGAAGAUGAAUUUAAUUGGCAAACCUAUCUGAAGACAUGCAAAGCUCAAGCUGCUCCCAAGGCAUUAUUUGAAAAUCAGAACAUAACAGUGAUCCCUUCAGGCUUCCGAGUCGGAAUGAAGCUUGAAGCUGUAGACAAAAAGAACCCUGCAUUCAUCUGUGUUGCUACGGUAACAGAUAUGGUGGACAAUCGCUUCCUGGUGCAUUUUGACAACUGGGAUGAGAGCUAUGACUACUGGUGUGAAGCAUCUAGUCCACACAUUCAUCCGGUUGGCUGGUGUAAAGAACACAGAAGGACUCUUAUUACUCCACCAGGUUACCCAAAUGUGAAACAUUUUUCUUGGGAUAAAUACUUAGAAGAUUCCAAUUCUUUACCUGCUCCUGCAAGAGCGUUCAAAGUGAAACCUCCACAUGGAUUCCAGAAGAAAAUGAGACUGGAGGCCGUAGACAAAAGAAAUCCCAUGUUUAUUAGAGUAGCCACUGUUGCAGACACGGAUGAUCACCGAAUCAAAGUUCACUUUGACAGUUGGAGUAGUAGUUAUGACUACUGGAUAGAUGCAGAUUCUCCAGAUAUCCACCCCGUGGGUUGGUGUUCUAAAACUGGGCAUCCUCUUCAGCCUCCUUUGAGUAAGAGACACAGAAUAACUUCUUCUGAACAGACUGGAUGCUUGACACCAGGAUGUAAAGGGAUUGGCCAUUUUAAGAGAGCAAGGCACCUGAGCCCUCAGAGUGCUUCCAACUGUCCUUAUUCAGAUGUCAAUUUGAACAAAGACCGUAUUUUCCCCGACCGGCUAAGUGGUGAGAUGCCUCCGACUAGCCCAUCAUUUCCAAGAACUAGAAGGACAGAGACAAACGAGAGUUCUUCUUCUCCAGAAACCAGGUAUCAGCAUGUUGAUGACGUUCCUGUCAAAGAAGACUCUGAAGAGAGAACGGAAAGUGAACUGAGGCCCUCACAUGAAGCCAGAGGUACCCGGGAAGAGCCCCCUGCACAACCGGCACCGCGUCGCUCAGCCGUCUUUCUUUCCUUUAAGUCCCCAAUUCCAUGCCUGCCCCUGCGCUGGGAGCAGCAGAGCAAACUGCUUCCAACAGUAGCUGGAAUCCCUGCAAGUACGGUGUCCAAGUGGAGCACAGAGCAGGUGUCAGAAUUCAUUCAGUCACUCCCUGGCUGUGAAGAACAUGGAAAGGUAUUUAAAGAUGAACAAAUUGAUGGAGAAGCAUUUCUGCUUAUGACUCAAACGGACAUUGUCAAAAUUAUGAGCAUUAAACUGGGCCCUGCUCUCAAAAUUUUCAAUUCUAUCCUGAUGUUCAAAGCUGCAGAAAAGAAUUCUUACAAUGAACUUUGAAGACAGUGAGUCCUGUAUCCAUCCGCUUUCUGCUUCAAAGCUCGUGUUUCAUUCAAAGCACAAGGACAGCUCCAACUCUUAGUGGGAAAUCUCCCAAACUCAAAAGAGCAAGGCUGUCAGUUAUUUAUAUUUCUCAAGAGACAAUAUAUGAUUUUUUCUGAAAACGCUUGAGCUUUUAAGCAAGUGCUGUCUUAACAACAGUCAUCUUUUUGGUUCUGUUCACUGAGCUAAAUUGAUCUUUGUAAAUCUUUUGGACGCUGGAGGGUGGG
Messenger RNA from Echinops telfairi (small Madagascar hedgehog), 2872 nucleotides. RefSeq names its product L3MBTL histone methyl-lysine binding protein 3 (gene L3MBTL3). Gene Ontology annotation, biological process: regulation of DNA-templated transcription. Bases 255 to 2603 code for a protein of 782 amino acids. The record is from RefSeq and is a predicted model, not a curated record. NCBI's taxonomy places the organism in Eukaryota, Metazoa, Chordata, Mammalia, Afrosoricida, Tenrecidae. Gene Ontology annotation, molecular function: protein binding; zinc ion binding. Gene Ontology annotation, cellular component: nucleus. The transcript is spliced from 23 exons.